This is a messenger RNA of Entelurus aequoreus (snake pipefish), 2215 nucleotides long. It is a transcript of the gene mtfr1l, whose product is annotated as mitochondrial fission regulator 1-like. The coding region runs from base 254 to 1204 and encodes 316 amino acids. Lineage: Eukaryota; Metazoa; Chordata; Actinopteri; Syngnathiformes; Syngnathidae. Gene Ontology annotation, biological process: mitochondrial fission; aerobic respiration. Gene Ontology annotation, cellular component: mitochondrion. The record is from RefSeq and is a predicted model, not a curated record. The transcript is spliced from 8 exons.
AACGCUGUAACAGAAAACCCUACCGGUUUCCGUUUCCGGUACUAAACGUCAACAACACUGAAAGACGAAUAGGAGAAAUUCCAUUCCUGUUGUACGACCGCUCGUUCAAUCUUCAAUUUGCUAUGCUCUGUCUAAUCUCUAAUUUGCAUCCCAAGAGUUGUCAGACUAACGAGGCAUCUGUUCUGUGAAGUGCUCAGUUUUGAGCCACUACUAGCACUACAGCAUCGGUGCUCCCCUGCACUGAGCCAUCACCAUGGAGACGGACACAGAGGUUAUUCCUAUAUGGCAGAACAAGCCUCAUGGAUCCACUCGAAGUGUUGUGAGAAGAAUAGGCUCAACUCUUCCACUCAGACCUCCGCAACGAGCAUGUUUUCAGGAACUGCCAGGUCUACCCUCUCUUCGCCCUAUGGACGGCCCACUGGUUCCCACCUUAGCAGAUAUUGCCUGGAUUGUUGCAGAUGAAGAGGAGACGUAUGCCAGAGUGCGGAGUGACGCUCGACCCCUUAAGCACGAAUGGAGGCCCACGCCUCUCCUGGUGCUCCACAGGAACUCAUCCGUACCCAACUUCCGGCGUGAGGGAAAGCGAGUGGAAGGGCUGAAGAAGCCCGGGGUGACGGCGCUCAACCGCACCACCGCCCUGCAGGAUGAGCUAGGCAGGCUCCGAGCACAAAUUGCAAAGAUUGUGGCCGGUGAUACUGGCUCCAACCCCUUAACCCCGGACCUUCUUUCUCCCGACGACACCACCAUGAGCUUCUCUAUGGCGCCCUUCGAGACCGCCCCUUAUCAACAGGCCACUACGGCAGCCGCCUCCUUUGUCAUCAGCGAUGUCACCGAAGAAGAAGAAGAGGAGGAGGAUGAUGAAGAAGAAGACAAUGACAAGGACAUGGUAUCCGUGGUGUCCGAGCUGGUCCCCGACCCAAUGCCGCCGGUCUCAAUGACGGCGUCGGCGACUUUCGGCCUGGACAGGCCCAGCAUGGACUACCGCGAGGCGGAGGAGGACACGGUGUCACUGUCCAAGUCCACCAGCUUUGCAGAUGUUAUGGACAUCCUGAAGGACAUGAACCGCAUGAAGAUGAGCAAAGACAGGUACAACAGAGGCUGCACGUCUUUGAGAGAGGAGGAUUCGGCCUCUCUCAUCUCGGAAGCUCUGAGAAAAAAGUUUGUCUUGAAGGAAGAAGACACCUUGUCCAUGAAGCGGAAGUAGCCUGCCUUCCCUCGUUCAUUCUCACCAUACUACUCCGCGCCUUUCCCAUGAACUGUCAUGGACCACAACCUCGCUCCUCAGACCUCAGUGCAAUAGCUGCCUGCCAGAGUUAGAAACAAAACAAAUGUGAACUUUCAGAACUGUAUCACAUAUUUUUUUUCCACGUUUCAAUGUGUUCUUAACAGACUGGUUCAUCUGAGGAUGGACUAAAUGGACCUUUUAGGAAGCGUUUUUUAACCCUCCAGGUUUAAAAAUGAGCCUUUUUGCAUUUUGUUUUAAAGGUUUUUAAUGAGGAAUUUCAGUUGUAUACCGCACUUGAAACACCUUGUGUUUAUACAAGCUAUAUUACGAUUUAAAGUGUGUGGCAACAUUAGCUCGUGUGAAUAUAUUUCAGUAUGCAACAGAUUUAAGCUUGUGCCAGCCUAUUAGGUGAAGAAAAGUCAGCUGUAUGUGUGUUUUACAUAACUCGAUGGCAGUGGUUUGAACAUUUUUCACCAAGUAACACUUUAGAAAACAUUUGGCUCUUUAAGUACCACCGUGUUGACCAACAUUAAAAUACAGUACCAAAGUAGCUCUAAAUAUUCAUUAAAAACAAGGCUUAGGGUUUAGUAUAUUUAAUAUUUUGGCCACUGUCACAUUACACACAGUAACACUGUUUGAAUAUAGGAGAAUACAACACUGUACUUAAUAAUUCAAAUGAAAAUGAUUGCAAAUAAUUAGGUGAUUCUUUGGCGUACCACUAGAUAGAGCCUGUGUUCCACAGUUUGAGGAUCACUGCUCUAUAGGAACCUGCCAGUUUGAAGGAAUAUUCCUAAUGACGCCUUACCGUCAUUUGCCUGAUUUUACUCUCCCAACUGUGCCAUUUUGAGUUUUUUCAACCCACCCCGUGUUGCCUAACAUUUUGGGUUCCCUUUGAUUUCGCAAAAUGUCAUCAGCUUGCUUACUAUUGGAAAGACACAAAUAAUACCUUUAUUUUGAAGGGCAAAUAAACUUAACAUAAAUUACUUUUUA